Molecule: messenger RNA, 2493 nt
Organism: Gastrolobium bilobum
Lineage: Eukaryota; Viridiplantae; Streptophyta; Magnoliopsida; Fabales; Fabaceae
Exons: 5
Coding region: 1-2493 (830 amino acids)
Source: RefSeq, a predicted model, not a curated record
AUGAUUCAAACUUUUUAUAUCACUGCCAAGGUUCUUGUUUUAUACUAUACAAACUCUUCUUCAAUCGACAGACCUGAUCUUCUUGUCCUGGAGCUUAGAACCUUCCAGGUUACUCCAUGUAAGGCUCUUAUUCCAGAAUGCCAUGAAGGAAAGCAGUCUUCACGUCCAUCUGCUCUACUUCCAAAAUCAUUGAGGCUACCAUGUUCUCCCUCUUCAGUAACCACAAUAUACUCAUCAAGUGGAUACCUGGAAGACGGUCAUCUCACUCUAGUUGAGUGUCUUGUUUUUCGAUUGUCAGAUGUCUCUAAUGGUUUCAUCUUCAUGGAAGAAUACAUCUCGGCUCCUCACAACCUUCUGGCUGUCACGAUUCCAAAAUCGUUAUCCAAAUUCACAUCUUCGGGAACCAAGUUUCCUAGAAUUGAAAAUAAAGAGGUAGUUAAAGUUGAUUUUGCUUCACUGGAAAGAGAUCAUGCACUACGCCCUCCAAUAUGGAAAUAUCCUAUAAAUCAACAAGAUGAAAUUCGUCGUGCUUAUCUUAAACUUGGUCCAUUUCAAUGCAAGCUUCAAAAUUAUCCUUUUUCUGGGUCAGAGAGGAAUCAAUGUCAUUUUUGCUCUUCUUGGUUUGACUUAUUUCCAUCUUGGUUAGAGUAUUCUCCAAGUAAAGAUGCUGCAUUUUGUUUGCCUUGUUAUUUAUCUAGUAAACCAGGUGGUAGUGGUCGUGUUGGACUUAAUACAUUUGUUGUUGAGGGAUUUAGAAAUUGGAAAAAGGUUAAUGUAGGAGAAAAUUGUGCUUUUCUACGCCAUGUUGGGAAAAAUGCUAUCUCAAUGCAUAAAAAUGUUGUGAGUUCAAGUUGUGAUCUUAUGAACCAAUCUCAACAUAUUGAGAUAUUGGUUGAAAAACUUACUACUCAUGAGAUUGCAACUAAUCGUUUGAGACUACAAGUUUCUGUGGACGUGACAAGAUGGCUUGCUCUUCAAAGAUGUGCUUUUAGAGGUCAUGAUGAAAAUGAAAACUUCCUUAAUCAGGGUAAUUUGCUUGAGAUGAUAAAGUUUUUAGCUUCUUAUAAUCAAGAAGUUGCAGCAGUUGUUUUAGAAAAAACUCCUCAAAAUGCAUCAUAUAGUUCUCCACAAAUUCAAAAGGAAAUUCUUCAUGUUUUCUCUCAAAAGAUAAAGAACACAAUACAAGAAGAAAUUUCCAAUGCCAAGUUUUGUCUUAUUGUUGAUGAAGCUAGUGAUGUAUCUAGAAAAGAGCAUAUGGCUAUUGUUUUGCGAUUCGUAGAUAAAGAUGGUUUUAUACGGGAAAGGUUUUUCGGUCUUGUACAUGUGGAAGAUACAAGUGCUAAGACUUUGAAACAAGGAAUAUUCAACACUAUUUGUCACCAUAAUCUUGACGUUCAAAAUAUUCGAGGACAAGGCUAUGAUGGAGCUAGCCAUAUGCGAGGUGAAUGGAAUGGAUUGCAGGAUUUAAUUUGCGCUGAGUGUCCAACUGCUUAUUAUGUCCAUUGUUUAGCUCAUCGCCUUCAACUUGCCUUGGUUGCUGCAUCUCAUAAGUUAAGUGCUGCCCAAGCAAGUGAAAUUGCAAGAAUGAUUGCUAUUGAUGAACUCAAAUCACGAGUUGGUCUUAAUCAGAUUGGUACUUUACAUCGAGCUGGAGCUACUCGUUGGAGUUCUCAUUACAAUUCAAUAUGUAGUUUGUUUAAAAUGUUUAAAGCCACAUGUGAAGUUCUUGACAAUAUUUCUAAUGAAGGAAAGACAUCAUCACAUCAUGGAGAUGCAGAUAAUGCAUACUCAUCAUUGACAUCUUUUGAUUUUAUCAUCAUAUUGCACCUUAUGAAAGAAAUUAUGGGUAUUACUGAAGUCCUUUGUCAAGCUUUGCAACGAAUGUCUCAAGAUAUUUCAAAUGCCUUACAUCUGGUUUCAACUACAAAAGAGUUACUUCAGAAAUUAAGAGAGACAGGUUGGGAAGCUUUCUUGGUUCAUGUUCAAGAAUUUUGCAUAAAACAUGACAUUGACAUUCCAGAUAUGAGUGCAAAAUAUAUUGGAAGGAGAGGUCGUGCUCGAAAUGAACAAGGUGAUUUUUCUACUGAAAAAUUUUGUAGGGUAAAUAUCUUUUGUGCUACAAUUGAUUAUCAAUUGAAAGAAUUAAAUAGCAGGUUAAAUGAUAAUACUAUAGAAUUACUUGCUUUGAGCAUGACUUUAUAUCCAAAAAACAGGUACAAGUCAUUUAAUAGUGAUGAUAUUUGCAAAUUUGUUGGUAAAUUUUAUUCUAGAGAUUUCACGGAACAGGAAAAAUUGCAUUUGAAGAUGGAGUUACAACAUUUUGAGCUUGACAUUCCUAAACAUCCAGAUUUAAUUAAUUUAUCAACUACAUCAGAAUUAUGUCAAGGGCUAGCAAGAACUGGAAAGUCUAUCAUUUACCCUCUUAUUGAUAGAGUGAUUAGACUUGUACUCAUCCUUCCCGUUUCUACAGCAACUACUGAAAGAUCUUUAUGA